Cuscuta epithymum is the source of this 1906-nucleotide messenger RNA. NCBI's taxonomy places the organism in Eukaryota, Viridiplantae, Streptophyta, Magnoliopsida, Solanales, Convolvulaceae. The record is from the annotation of a GenBank genome assembly.
CAUAUGAACUGGAGCAAAUAUCCCCACCGGCCACACAGAUCCCUUUCGUUCUCUGCAAAGUGCCGACUCCCACCAUCUUUCUAAAUUCUAACCUUUUUAUCUCUAUUCUUCUCCAUCAUUUUUGGAGUGGCCUUCAAUUCCCAUAAAAGGGCCCCUCUUUUUACGGGUUCUUUUUGUGGUUGAAUCAUCUUUCACGAGGUAAGCAGAGAGAGUCAAUCGUCUAAUGUGAUCAAAUUUCUCAUUUCUGUUUUAUCUUUUCGGAAGGCAGAGUUCUGGAAAUUAAUUUCGAUGUUCAUCAACUAUGUAUUGAGAUGUGGUCUAGAUUUACACUUUUCUGGAUUUAGUUUGUUGACUUACUUGAAGUUGUUGAAUCUGAUUGGGGUUUUGAGAUUGUUGGGUAGGAGGCACUAAAAGCUUCUUAAACCUGAUCAUUGAAACUUCUAUGAUCUUUUGAUGUUGGGUAAGGAUAGAAGUGGAACGGAGUAAGGUUUUUGUGUAUUUGGGGAUGCCAAUGGCGGCUGAUACUGAUCGUUCAAACCCAUUCACCAGAUUAGAAGGUAGUUAUAAUAAGGCUAGUGUUGUGUCCCCUGCAAAUGUUGAAUCUCAAGAGGAUUCGGAUGACUGGAAGCAACUAAGUGGUAAACCUCCCCUCCAUUUUCGGGUAGAGCGGCUUUCUAUAAGCUCUGAGACACUUCAAGUCUCAGCUGAUUCGGAUUUCGAGGUUGAUAUCAAGGAAAUAGAAUGCACCUCAGAAGGAAAAUCGGGAUAUCUACCUGUAUUUCGAUCGGGAAGUUGUGCUGAGAUAGGACCGAAGCAGUACAUGGAGGAUGAACACAUCCGGAUAGAUAAUUUAUUGGAGUAUCUGGGAGAAUCUUCUAGUGUCACUUCUCUUGGAGCGUUUUAUGGAGUUUUUGAUGGGCAUGGAGGAACAGAUGCAGCAUUGUUUGUUAGGAAUAAUAUUCUCAAGUUUAUAUUGGAGGACUCUUUUUUCCCAAUUUGUUUGGAAAAGGCAAUCAAGAAUGCUUUUCUGAAAGCUGAUUAUGCCUUUGUUGAUGAUAGCUCUGUCGAUACAUCUUCUGGCACAACUGCACUCACUGCUCUCUUAUGUGAACGGAGAUUGGUGAUUGCAAAUGCGGGGGAUUGCCGGGCAGUUCUGGGUAAAUGGGGAAGAGCUUAUGAGCUGUCGAAGGACCACAAACCGGACAGUGUGCAAGAAAGACGGAGGAUAGAAAAACUGGGAGGUGCUAUAUAUAAUGGCUACUUGAACGGCAGACUGUCGGUAGCGCGUGCCUUGGGUGACUGGCACAUGAAGGGUCCGAAGGGGUUGGCGUGUCCGCUGAGUGGUGAGCCGGAGGUGCAAGAGAUCAUGUUAAGUGAGGAAGACGAGUUCCUAAUCAUGGGCUGUGAUGGUCUGUGGGAUGUCAUGAGCAGUCAGUGCGCGGUCACAAUGGCAAGGAAGGAACUCAUGGCCCACAACGAUCCUGAGAGGUGCUCCAGAGGGCUCGUGAGGGAAGCCCUUAAGCGCAACACGUGCGACAAUUUGACAGUCAUUGUGGUUUGUUUCUCACCUGAUCCUCCGCCCCAUUUUGAAACAUUGGUCAGGCUGAGUCCGUUGACUUACUGAAGUCUAAAACGCGGCUGUUAUUAAAGGUGGCGCGGCUGCUGUCAUGAUGUGAAAUGACUAUUAGUUAGUUAUUGGACUGACUCGCUUCUCCCUUCUGUCUGUAGUUGGAUGGACUUCUCUUGUAUGUAUAAAUGUAGAAUGGAUUUUUUCUUUCUUUUAUGUAUAGAAGAAGGCUCUUGAUCAUAUGUAGUUUAUAGCGUCAGCCUUUGAAGAUCCCUAGUUUCUCCAUCCUCUAAGCCUCUUAGACCAUCUCUAGGGGUGUAUGAAUUAGGAGAGUCCCGU